Nematostella vectensis (starlet sea anemone) is the source of this 2336-nucleotide messenger RNA. Its product is annotated as general transcription factor IIH subunit 4. The record is from RefSeq and is a predicted model, not a curated record. NCBI's taxonomy places the organism in Eukaryota, Metazoa, Cnidaria, Anthozoa, Actiniaria, Edwardsiidae. The transcript has 17 exons. Bases 53 to 1468 code for a protein of 471 amino acids. Gene Ontology annotation, biological process: nucleotide-excision repair. Gene Ontology annotation, cellular component: transcription factor TFIIH holo complex; transcription factor TFIIH core complex. Gene Ontology annotation, molecular function: ATPase activator activity; double-stranded DNA binding.
AUUUUACCUAAUGUAGUAUAGGUGGGCUUCCUGUGGAUUUCCCUUGGCCAAGAUGGCGGCCGUGGAUAGUGAUAAAUGGGGUUGCUCCUUCUUUCGCCAUUUGCAGCGAAAGGAUCUUUAUGAGUAUUUAUCUGGGCUUCCAGUUGGGAUUCUAGACAGAUUAUUUUGUCACCCAGCAACUUGCCUUACCGUAUUCAGAGAGCUUCCUGAACUUGCAAAACACUUUGUGAUGAGAACGUUGUUUGCUGAUCAGCCGGUACCUGAAAGCAUAGUUAGUACAUGGGUGAAGAGUGCAUAUUACAAGUAUAACAUAGGUUCCCUGAAUACGCUGAAGCAGUUGAGAAUCUGGCGUGAGGUACCUAGUGGAGUGCAUAAGCGAUAUGAGAUGAACGCAACCUUCAGGACAAAUAUGAAGGCUGCAUUAUGUGGAGGGGGAAAGUCAUGGAUGGGCUCAACCCAGCACCUUGGUCCAGAUAAACACACAAGAGAGCCAGAUUUCUUGGAUAAAUAUGCUAUCGAGAGAUGGGAGAGUGUUCUUCAUUUCAUGACGGGCUCCACAGAGAUGGCAGACAAUGCAGGAGGUGUCAGCCAAGAUGUUGUGAAAGUUCUUGUUUUGAGUGGACUCAUGAAAUGUGAGUCCCCUGGCUCAAAUCCUAUUAUCAGUCCUGCUGGCUUCCAGUUCCUUCUCUUGGACAGACCCUCACAAGUCUGGUACUUCAUGCUUCAAUGUCUAGAAACAGUGGAGGCCAGAGGCAUGGACCUUGUAGAGUGUCUGUCUUUGCUUUUUCAGCUCAGCUUCUCAUCUCCUGGAAAGGACUAUCCUACUGAUGGGCUCACUGAUAGCCAGAUGAAGUUUCUUCAACAAUUAAGAGAAAUAGGCUUAGUAUUCCAAAGAAAGAGAAAGUCAAGGAGAUAUUAUCCCACAAAAUUAUCUGUUAAUUUAACAGCAGCAGGGAAAGGAAUUAAUACUACAGAUUCACAAAUAGAAGCUGGGUUUAUUAUUAUUGAGACAAACUACAGAGUAUAUGCAUACACAGAGUCUUGCCUUCAAGUGUCCCUCAUCGGAUUGUUCUGUGAGAUACUCUGUAGAUUCCCAAACUUAUGUGUGGCAAGUUUAACACGAGAAAGCUGUCAGCAGGCUCUAGCAAGUGGAAUUUCUGCAGAACAGAUUCUGAAUUUUCUGCAAACGCGAGCUCACCCCGAGAUGUUAAAAAGAACCCCAAUUAUACCAUCGACCAUCAGUGAUCAAGUCCGCCUGUGGGAAAUGGAACGCAGCAGAAUGAAGUUCACCGAAGGUGUGUUAUACAACCAGUUUCUUUCACAAGCGGACUUUGAAAUGCUCCGCAAAUAUGCCGAGGACCUCGGCGUACUCAUCUGGGCGAACUCGACCAAAAGAGUCGUGGUCGUCAGUCGCUCAGGACACGACGACGUCAAGCGAUUCUGGAAGAGACAGCGGCAAGGCCCAUGACGCAUGCGUAGGGAGACUCCAGAACGAAUUGACAGAUAGGUCGAUAGUCGAUGUAGUGAGGAGAAGACUUCUAGAAAAUGGUCGAUGGUCUAAACAAAUUGAAAAGAUUUUUGAUAGUCAACAGGUCAAAGAGUUGGUAAUUUAAAGGCCUAAUUACCCUAAAGGGUAAUUUAAAUGGUCGAUGGUUGACAGAAAUUGUAAAAACUUGUCAAUAGUCGGAUAGUCCUUUUUUUAGUCAAGAAUUACUUUACCUGCCUUUCUUUAAGGCCAAUACCUUUCCAGAGUAUUUUCAAGAUGGCGUUUUUGAUAUCAAGGAUCUGCCCAAUCUAGUUCCCAGUCUCUUCUGGGUAAGUUCUCUAAAAUAACCCAGAAGAGACUGGGAACCAACUCAGUAACAGGGCUGGUCCCAUCACGUGACGAAAACAGUUAAAUGAAACUCUUGCUGCGGGUCAGUGAGAAUGUAUGUGCGGCCUAAUUUGUACAAAAUCAGUGCACUUUAAAAGCACACUAGCAUACACACAUUGGUACCGGUCGGGCCAGGACGGGAUGCUAGCACAGUCUAUUACCCGUGCAGUUCGGCAACCAUGGCAGCUGUUUCGUCCUUGCCAAUCUCGUCAUGGCAUAGCAGGUUUGCCUCAGUUAAACUGAUGAGUCCUAAAAAGUACGAAACAGCUGUGCAUGGUUUCCUGCACGGGUAAUAUAGACUGUGCAGACUGAUGCCAAUGUGUGUAUGCUAGUGUGCUUUUAAAGUUCACUGACUUGAACGGCAUAUUCAUGUCAAACAUGUUGUCCAUUGUCUGAUCGUGGUCUUGUUGCAAUCUUUUGUAUCAACGUGAUGCUUUGAAAAAUAUACAAACUUGCGUUUGAA